This is a messenger RNA of Procambarus clarkii (red swamp crayfish), 3057 nucleotides long. It is a transcript of the gene GluRS-m, whose product is annotated as putative glutamate--tRNA ligase, mitochondrial. Gene Ontology annotation, biological process: glutamyl-tRNA aminoacylation. Gene Ontology annotation, cellular component: mitochondrion. The record is from RefSeq and is a predicted model, not a curated record. Gene Ontology annotation, molecular function: zinc ion binding; tRNA binding; ATP binding. NCBI's taxonomy places the organism in Eukaryota, Metazoa, Arthropoda, Malacostraca, Decapoda, Cambaridae.
UCGUUUCGCGUUUUGGCUUGGCGUUUUCACCUUUCCUGACUUCGCGAUUCACCCUUAACGGGUACUCUGGGGCGCAUCCGAUCCCACGAUCAUCGUCGCCCCUAAAUCAACAACAACAGUCAUCCCUUGGUCCAACAAACAACUUUACAAAAAAAAUAAAAAAUAAAAUGUUUAUGCAGAUUUAAUUAACAUGGCUAAAAUAUUGAUGAAUUUUUGUGGGGAACUACUACUGCAUUGUAAAAUACAAGUUACCAGGCAUUCAGCAAGGCAAUUUGCAUCAUCACUACAUAAAGCUUGUGAAGUGCGUGUUCGAUUUGCGCCAAGUCCUACUGGAAACCUACAUUUCGGGAGUUUGCGAACAGCUUUGUACAAUUUCCUUUUUGCAAAAUCCAACAAUGGGAAAUUCAUCUUAAGAAUUGAAGACACAGAUCAGACCAGACUUGUUCCUCAUGCAGCUAGGAUUCUUGAGGAUAUGCUAAUGUGGGCUAAAAUAUAUCCUGACGAAUCUCCAGUAGUUGGUGGACCACUUGGUCCUUACGUACAAUCACAGCGUCUAGAUCUUUACCAUGAUCAUAUUAAGAUUCUUCUGGAAAAUGGGAGUGCCUAUAAGUGUUUCUGUACAAGUAUGAGAUUGGAUUGGCUACGGAAUGAUGCCAUUAGAAGGAAUGAAACACCAAAGUAUGACAACAAAUGCAGACAUCUUUCUUCUUCCAAAAUUGAAAAACUAGAAAGAAAUGGAACACCAUAUUGCAUUAGAUUUAAGCUCGAGACAGUAACAGAGCCUUAUCAAGAUUUAGUGUAUGGUCCUGUUCUGUGUAAUGUGGCUGACAUUGAGGGGGACCCUGUGAUAAUGAAGUCUGAUGGCUAUCCAACUUACCACUUUGCUAAUGUUGUUGAUGAUCAUCUAAUGAAGAUAACUCAUGUUCUAAGAGGUGUGGAGUGGCAGGUAUCAACAUCAAAGCAUCUCCUUUUAUACAAAGCAUUUGACUGGAGUCCUCCAUUCUUUGGACACCUUCCUCUUAUCAUAAAUAAAGAUGGCAGUAAGCUUUCGAAGCGACAGGGAGAUCUUCACAUUGAACAUUAUCGAGACCAAGGAUUCACUCCAGAGGCUGUACUAAACUUUGUGACUGACAUUGGAGGAGGAUUCGAGAGCAGGGAACAUUGUACUUUCUUGUCUCUUGAAGAAUUAAUGGAGAAGUUCUCUCUCUCCCGGAUCUCCAAACAUUCCUGUCGAUUGGAUAAGGAAAAGUUGGAACUAUAUAGUCAGAUGGAUCUUCAGAGACGUUUAAGUAAUCCAAGUGACCUUCCAUUACUACUUUCCCAACUCCAUGACUUAAUUAAAGAAAAAUAUGGAGAGAAGCUUGCAAGCACUGCUCAAACAAAGGUUUUGAACUCUGAUUUUUUACAAAGAGUGCUGAACCUGCAUGAGGCAAGAAUUGUGAAUCUUCGUGAUUUAUUACAGCCUGAAUUUAUGUAUAUUUGGGUUAUACCAGACAGUCUUCCCAUACACCAACUGCCAGCAGUGCCUUGUAAACAUGCUGAAGUCUUGCAAAGUGUUUUGGAAGCCAUUAUUGCCUUACCCAAAAGCUUUGAUAAAGAACACAUAGUUAAAGCAGUUGAAGAUGUGAUGAAACAGUAUGGACUGAAGAUGCCUAUCAUCAUGAAGUUAAUAAGAAUGUCUAUCACUGGUAUGAAGGAAGGUCCUCCUAUUGGUGAAAUGAUGUCUAUGCUGGGACAAGAUAUAUCUGUAGAACGAAUAAGACAUGCAUUGAGUUUAUUGGAAGAUAAUUGAUUCCAGUCAAGGUACAGUACUCAUAAAUAAAAAGUGUUCAGCACACUGAGUGCAUAUUUUUUAAGUCUAUGUAUCUUCAACACAAGAUAAUUGCCAGAAACUACGGUAAAAAGAAUACUACUUACUACCUUAGAGGUUACAAAAAAUGCAGUGACUUAACACUUCGCACAACCAGGACCAAUUAUGUGUCUGUAAUUUUGCUCACGUUUGUGCACCGGGACACAUGUUGCGUCCCCAGUUAAAAUAUUUGUUAGAAUUCUAGUUUUUAUCCGAUCAUUAUGGGACUGGUUUCAAAAUGAAUGCCUUUAGAUUGUGCACAAUUUUAUAUCAUAAGAAACGAUGUAGCCUGACAAUUGAGGUCAGAACACUGGAAAGAUUAUGAAUACUUUUGUAGUGAUGAGUCAAAACUUAAAAUAUUUAAAAUUCUAGUUAUUGUUUGAUUAUUAUGGGACUAGUUUUCAAGUGCGCGUCUUUAUAUUGUGAACAGUUUGAUACCAAAAUGAAUGACAUAACAUGAAAAUUGAUGUUAUCAAACUGAAAAUGAGUAUACACAUUAGGUUGCGAGUAUGCCAAUUGGUGCUCGCUCACGGGUAAUGCUUGGCAGACUUUAGGCUUUGCUAUGGGGGGGUCGUGCCGGGCUUUUGGACUUUAUAUGCAUAUACCCCUGUUGGGGGUAUAUGCAUAUAAAGAACACAUUCAUACCAAAAGGAACGAUGUAGCAUGAGAAUUAAGGUGAGAAAACUAAAAUGAGUAUACACAUUUUAGUCUAGCCACGUGCUGACGAGGAACGCCCGGCACACACUUAAGUAGGCUGGGGCGCGCACGCUGGAUGCGCAAAACUGUUAAUUCUAAGUGCUUAAUUUAUUGUUUUGAAAUGAUACAAAAUUAAGAAAACUAAUAAUUUUCUAAUAAUGCAAACCCUUGGAAAAAAAUGAUAAGCAUAUACUUUCUUCAUUAUUACAUCUAAUUAAAAUAGUUUACUAUUUGCAGGUGGUUAACAAAUGCACAACAUAUGACAAAAUAUAAGAACUGGAAAGUAUUACAUAUUUAGUAACAUUUAAAUAUUAAGCAGAGGGCUACCUGUACUACAUGGCAAUACAGUACAGAAUUAUUGACACUACUAAUUUGACAGCACCGUGUACCACCCAACUUCAUGGCUUACAGUAAUCAUGUACAGUACAAUACUUAGGUGAUCCCAUUUAGUUUUUUCCUCUUGUACAAAUAAAUGCCUAUAUUGUACCCAUUUAUAAAUUUUCCUUAAUAAA